UCCUCCUCCUCUCCCCUCUUCCUCUACCCUCUCUCUCUCUCGCCCUCCUCCUCCUCCUCCUCUCUAGGCUCCAGUGCAGCGGAUCUUGGCCACCUGCCUGACAACAUCACUGUGUUGGAAGGAGAGAGCGUCGUCCUCAGCUGUAAGAUCGACGAGGGGGUGACCCACAAGGCGUGGUUGAACCGCUCCAACAUCCUGUUCACGGGGCUCGACAAGUGGUCGCUGGACAAGCGCGUGUCGCUGGUCAACAGCAACAGCAGCCACUUCUCCAUCCAGAUCGACCAGGUGCACGUGGCCGACGAAGGGCCCUACACCUGCUCCUUCCAGGCCAACAACAAGCCCCGCUCGACCCAUGUAUACCUCAUAGUACAAGUGCCGGCGCGAAUCGUCAACGUUUCCCGAGACGUGUCGGUGAACGAGGGCGACAACGUCAACCUGUUCUGCUUGGCGGUGGGACGCCCCGAGCCCACCGUCACCUGGAAGGACCAGAAGUUCGGCCUCGUGAGCGAGGGGGAGUUCCUGGACAUCACCGAGAUCCGGCGGCAACAAGGCGAGGACUUUGAGUGCAUCACCAACAACGGCGUCGCCCCGCCCGCCCGGCACAAGGUCAAGGUCACCGUCAACUACGCCCCCUCCAUCACGGAGGUGAAGAACACCCCGGCCCAGCUGGGCAAGAUGACGGUGCUGCGGUGCGAGGCCAUGGCCGUACCCUCCGCUGCCUUCGAGUGGUACCGCGAUGAGCGCAGGCCGGUGGAGGGCGACAAUACCCUGAGCAUUAAGAACGACAAGACGCGCUCACUGCUCAUCUUCAACAACGUGACAGAGAAACACUUCGGGAACUACACCUGCCUUGCCUACAACCGUCUGGGGGCCAGCAACGCUAGCAUGCUGCUAUUCAGGCCCGGGGCGGUCUACGGUCGAGGGACGGUCCACCAUGUUGGUGGGUUCAGUGUUGGGGUUGCCGCGGUGAUCACCUUCUCCAUCUCGCUGCUCAGCAUAUAAACAACCAUGCCGUGCUCACCCUUACCACCCCCCCCCCCCCUCCCACCUCCUCCUCCUCCUCCUCCUCCUCAGCCUAUACCUGCCCCCCCCCCCCGCCCCCCUUACCUUAAUCCUGCCCCUCCUCCCCUUAUUCCUGGCCCUAAACCCCCCCCCCCGCCCCAACCUCUUCUGCCGAAUCUCAAACCCUCACCCCAACCUCACCUCCUACUCACCUUUCCCCACUCCCCCCCCCCCCCCCUAACUCCACCACUCACCCUUACCCAACCUCCUCACCAAGCCCCCUCCCUCCUCCCAGUGUGAAGACGUCGAGGUGAGAGGAAGGAGGUGGAGGACGAAGAGGAGUUGUGAACCCGUCACUGUGAACUAAGAGAAUAUAAGAAUAUGCAUUAAUCCAGGAGCCAUCGAAACAUCGCUACACAAACUAUGAACCUUGACACCCACCUGGCCAUUGUGUCACCCGGCCCUCGUCUCACCUGGUCUGGUCUCACCUGGUCUGGUCUCACCUGGUCUGGCCUCACCUGGUCCGGCCUCACCUGGUCUGGCCUAACGCCAGAUCAGCUGCACCAACUGUCUCUCUCUCUCUUUCUCUCUCACUUUAUACUUUUUGUCUGUGUCUUAUUUUGGCUUUUUGCUCUCUCUCUCUCUCUCUCUCUCUCUCUCUCUCUCUCUCUCUCUCUCUCUCUCUCUCUCUCUCUCUCUCUCUCUCUCUCUCUCUCUCUCUCUCUCUCUCUCGUUUUUCCACGCGUGUCAUAGUUGUCGAUGUGUGUAAAUUAAUGAUGAUUAUUGUGUUGUUGAUCAAUGAGAUAAAAGAUAUUCUAACACCCACGGUCCAUAUGUUAUGUAAUAUAAUAAUAAGAGAUGAUGACCUGAUGUACACUAACUGACUUCCAUGCUCUGCCUUAUGGAAAUGAUUCUUAAAGUGGGCGUGGCCUCCUCUGAUCACAUCAGGUCAUGUGACCUCUCGAAAGCUGUCCCAUGGCCUGCCAGGCCCACGCACACACACACAUACACACACACACACACACACACACACACACACACACACACACACACACACACACACAUUCAUAUACAUGUAUGCACACUAACACAUACACAUACAUGCACACAAACACACACACCACCAACCGAAACAAACAAACCAACACACACCCACACACACAUACAUGAACACACACACAUACAUGCACACACACACACGUGCACAUACACACACACCUCAUGAAUCUGGCUAUAGGCCGGUGCGGUACCACGCUGCUGCCAAUGAUGUCAAAAUGUACCGAGAAGGGGGAAGUCAGCACCCUGUCAGAGUGGGGGGGGGUCGCAUGCGUGGGGGACCCCCAUCACCACCACCACCACCACCACCCCCUCCCCUCCCCUUGCCUCGCCCCCUCCUCUCCCUCAUUGCUCGUGGUCCCUGUUCCCCUCCAAUGUAAAUAUGCACAGUUCACACAAACUACAUUACCCAUAAGUCUCUGCUGCCCCCACCCCACCCCCCUGUGUGGCUUGUUGAUAGCAUGUACUGGUUAGAGAUGUCGUGACCCCCCCCCCCCCCCAAAACCAACCCCUCACCCCACCUCACCCCACCUCUGUGUCUGUUUGUUCUCUGCAAGAUUAACUGCUUCUUCUUCGUUGGUGUGAAUAAUAUUGAUAAUAAUACUACCAUGACUACAAGGACAGUGAUGAUGAUGAUGAAGAGGAUGAUGAUGAUGAUGAUGAUGAUGAUGAUGAUGAUGAUGAGGAUGAUGAUGAUGUGUGUCCAUGAAGUAUUAUAAAUGAGUAACUAUGAAGAGUUCAUCUGUGAUCGUAACACGCUUUGUGAGGCAGGACAAUAGCUGAAAUUUUUUGUACUUUUUGCUGCGGAGGCUGUGUUCUGACGUGUGUGUGUGUGUGUGUGUGUGUGUGUUCAAAGUGAUGUGUAUCGCUCUUCCUCUAACCACACACUCCUCACGCUUCCACAGACUCAACUCUUCUUCUUUUUUUUUUUCAAACACACCAGGAACCAUCACUGAAGGUGUACCGUAUGAUUUGUAACGUUUACUGUGUUUGACUUUCCCGGGAGCGCUUGUUUCGUGCUCAUGUCGUUGGUCGCUUCCGACAAAAAAUUACCACGUCCAGCGUCCGCCGUCUGUCGAUCGCAAAAAAGGCGAGCAAACACCUGGGGUUGCCCCCCACGACCAGCGGCAGACGAACUCAGACCCCGACCGUGAUGCGACCCCCCCAACCCAUUCCCCUCGCAUAGUGACACUGGCGUCCUCGGGGUCGUUGGUCCCGACCCCUGAUUGACCCCUCCGACGGGGACGGGGGACGGGGGUGUUCAGACGACUGGACGUGUACCUGUGUGGGAUUUUAUUUUCUAAAGCAGCAAUAACUCCUGACUUUGCCAUGCUGGGACCCUGCUGUGAUGUCUGUACUCUGAGAGCUCCCUUUCUAUUGGCUGCCCGGGCGGCCAAUCACAGCGCGCUUGUGCACGUAUCACCUCGCUUCAUAGAUAAGGAUGGAUCCAAAUACUCCAAGCACAAGAGACAUCCCUGCUCUCCCCCUCUCUCUCGCUCUCUCUCUCUCUCUCUCUCUCUAUCUCUCUCUCGCUCUCUCUCGCUUUCUCUCAGUGUGUUAAUGUGUAUGUACAUAAUCUGUCCCUGCUGUCCGUUCUCCUGUCGCACGUCAAUGUUAUGGUGGAUUUUAAAGAAAAGAAACAAAAACGUAA
Gadus morhua (Atlantic cod) is the source of this 3709-nucleotide messenger RNA. It is a transcript of the gene iglon5, whose product is annotated as IgLON family member 5. The record is from RefSeq and is a predicted model, not a curated record. The annotation marks the transcript as partial. The transcript is spliced from 7 exons. NCBI's taxonomy places the organism in Eukaryota, Metazoa, Chordata, Actinopteri, Gadiformes, Gadidae.